Messenger RNA from Polistes canadensis, 2143 nucleotides. RefSeq lists its product as uncharacterized. The transcript is spliced from 6 exons. The coding region runs from base 315 to 1337 and encodes 340 amino acids. NCBI's taxonomy places the organism in Eukaryota, Metazoa, Arthropoda, Insecta, Hymenoptera, Vespidae. The record is from RefSeq and is a predicted model, not a curated record.
UCAGAAAAACUCGUCAUUUAAAUGUUUUAUAAAGAAUGAUAAAUGUCCAGAAAAAAUUUUAUUACUCAAUUGUUAGAUCACUGAAAAUAUACUUAGUGCACUUUCCUUGUUUAUUUUUAGUACUAUUAGCCGAUUCGCAUGCAUUCGGGUACGAUCGGAAAAAUUCGAAUCUUCAAAAAAGGCGGUUUCAAAAAAUGGUGAAAAGUAUAUUAGAGGACAGUUUUAAUAAUCAUUAUGUAUUAAUAUAAACUUCUUGCCUUGCCUAGAAGUUUAUUUUUUAAUGUAGAACCAGUUUCUUAUUAAUUAGUAGCAUAAUGCCAACAGUGUCUGAAACUUUGAUAAAACAUCGGAUCAAGAAUGUUAUCCGUAAAUUUAAAUUUAAAGAAUUAGAAGAUGCUGUACUACCAGUUUUUCCAGAAACAACAUGGAAUCGUUUGAAGUCUCGAUUGGUAAAACAACAUGAACAGUUUAUAACUGCAAAUGUUGUUUUUGCUCUAGAAAAAAUAAUUAAUGAUAACAAUGUAAAGGAAAAAGAAUUGAAACAACGAUUAAUGAGAUUAGAACUUAUUGAAAUAAGUAGACAUAAACGAAGGUGUUGGUAUACUUACGGUAUAUCAGGCUCUAAUAAUGAGCCUCCUCACAUUGGGACUAUAGAUUUUAAACAAACUGUAAAAGAAAAGCUUAAUAGACUAAAAUUUACGACUAAAAAAAUAGAAGUUGAUGCUGUAGUUUUUAAUGGUAUCAUGUAUUUAAGUAUAAAACUUGUAAUGCAAGAUAGUUUAAAAACCCCAGCUAAUUAUUUUGCUAUAUUUUUGGAUAAAAAAUAUAUAUUUGCUGCACAGAAAAAAACACUUCAAGUUUUUGUAGAUGCAAUAACGCAAAGUAUGGGUUAUAAUAAAAACAAAAGCAUUGAUUUAAAUGGCAAAGAUCUUAUGUCAUUAAUGAGAUUACUUCGAGUACGAAAACAAGGUGCAGUAAGUCUAUCAGAUAUCAUGAAUAUACCAAUGUACAAAAAUGCCAAACCCAUUAUUAGAAAAACAGGUAUAGAUUUUACACAAGAACGACAAAGGAGAAAAUUUAUAGAAAAUCGUUUUGGUUUAGACCCACCAACAUUAAAUACACUCGUUAUUAAUGGAGCAAAUACUUCUAUCUAUGAUAGAGAAAUAGCAUCACGUUUACCAAACAAUACUAUUCAAAUUGGGUGGGAGUUUCGUAGUGAAAAUAUAGCUAUCUUUUUAAUACAUUUAUUUGAAAGAGGAAUACUUCUCCCUCCUUUACCUUCUUAUAUUUCCAAUCUUAUGUUUAUGGGAAGGAAUAUGUUGACACUUGGAGAAUAAAAAUUUUAUAAUAUUUAGAAAAUAAUAAACAAUAUUUAUAAAAUAGUUUUAUUAUAUAUACAAUAUACCAUUACACCAACCAUAUAUUAAUGGUAAACACAAUACUCUCAAUUCAAAAAGUACAAAAGAAGUAAAAAAUCAUGAAUUACUAAAUCUAUAUAACCAAAUAAAUUGAUAAGUUUAUAUGCUUAACAAUAAAGCGCUCUCGGAAAUAGCAAUAAAAAAGCUAUUAUAACAGAACGAAGUCCUAAUAAAAAGAAGAAGAAGAAGAAGUUUAUAUGCUUGUAAAAAUAUAUAAGAUAAUAUUUAAGGUUGUUCACUACUUUUCAACUGAACUAAAAAUGCAACAGGAAAGUGCCAUUCUUACCAUGCACCUGUAAUAUUGAUGUAUAAGCUUAUGUAGGUUAAUGUCCGUUAGUGUUUGGUGUUAGUAGAUUGAACUUACACUUUUCAAUCUCUCAUCUAUACGUUAGAUGAAAUCCAGGGCCAAUACAGUUUUGAAUGAUGACAUAUCUCCAAAGAGAAUAAUAAUUAAUAUAAUUGAUAACUUGCAGUAAUUAGUAUAUAAAUUUUUGAUAAAAAUAAACAAGAAUUUCUGUUGAUGAUUUGACGAUUAUUUUAUGUAAAAUAAUAAUAAUGAAUACUUAUAUAUUGUAUACUAUUUUGAUACUAAUUUUAAUGCACAUAAACACAGAUACAAGUUCAUUUUUAUGUGUAUAUUCUGUGCUCGUAAUGAAAGGUUAAGAAUUCUAGUUAAAAAUAGCAUAUUUUAUUUUUGAUUUGUAAAUAAUACUUACGUUAAUUUC